AUGCCCGCCCCUAUUAGGAGUAGAGUAGCCGUACCUCCUACUUAUAUCCGACGGAGCGUAAGCUUACUACCUUCGACGCUAUAUAAGCCGUCUUCUAAGAUCCUUAGUAGCUUACGUACUAGGAUAGAACUAGGCGUCUCUACUUUAAUAUUAACGCCUUAUAGGAGUCCGGCUAUAGUAGUCCGUAAGACUAGGUAUAUAAUCGAGGCCGUACCGGACGACCUUAUCCUAGUAAUCUAUACUAAUUAUAUCGCUACUAUUAACCUUGCUACCUCGCUAUUGUCCGCAUCCCUAGAUAGGCUAAAUCUACGUCUCGUUCGUAUCUCGUAG
This is a messenger RNA of Penicillium canariense, 330 nucleotides long. RefSeq lists its product as uncharacterized. The transcript has 3 exons. Bases 1 to 330 code for a protein of 109 amino acids. NCBI's taxonomy places the organism in Eukaryota, Fungi, Ascomycota, Eurotiomycetes, Eurotiales, Aspergillaceae. The record is from RefSeq and is a predicted model, not a curated record.